Bufo bufo (common toad) is the source of this 612-nucleotide messenger RNA. RefSeq names its product histone H4-like. NCBI's taxonomy places the organism in Eukaryota, Metazoa, Chordata, Amphibia, Anura, Bufonidae. Gene Ontology annotation, biological process: nucleosome assembly. The transcript is spliced from 2 exons. Gene Ontology annotation, molecular function: structural constituent of chromatin; protein heterodimerization activity; DNA binding. Gene Ontology annotation, cellular component: nucleosome. The record is from RefSeq and is a predicted model, not a curated record. Bases 1 to 612 code for a protein of 203 amino acids.
AUGUCUGGUCGCGGUAAAGGAGGGAAAGGGCUCGGGAAAGGCGGCGCCAAGCGGCACAGGAAGGUGCUCCGUGAUAACAUCCAGGGCAUCACCAAGCCUGCCAUCCGCCGCCUAGCUCGCAGGGGAGGCGUCAAGCGCAUCUCCGGCCUCAUCUAUGAGGAGACUCGCGGGGUGCUGAAAGUCUUCCUGGAGAACGUCAUCCGGGACGCCGUCACCUACACCGAGCACGCCAAGAGGAAGACCGUCACCGCCAUGGACGUGGUCUACGCGCUCAAGCGCCAGGGCCGCACUCUCUACGGCAUGUCUGGUCGCGGUAAAGGAGGGAAAGGGCUCGGGAAAGGCGGCGCCAAGCGGCACAGGAAGGUGCUCCGUGAUAACAUCCAGGGCAUCACCAAGCCUGCCAUCCGCCGCCUAGCUCGCAGGGGAGGCGUCAAGCGCAUCUCCGGCCUCAUCUAUGAGGAGACUCGCGGGGUGCUGAAAGUCUUCCUGGAGAACGUCAUCCGGGACGCCGUCACCUACACCGAGCACGCCAAGAGGAAGACCGUCACCGCCAUGGACGUGGUCUACGCGCUCAAGCGCCAGGGCCGCACUCUCUACGGCUUCGGGGGUUAA